AUGUUCAGUCCUCGCUUCCUCGUAGUGAGUCUGGGCAAUCCUGCCCCCUACGCCGACACGCUACAUUCGGCUGGCCAUCUCGCCCUCGUUGCCGCACAGAAACAACUUCAGGGCACCCAGCCCCCCUUCUCCUCCUCCCGUUACGCCAAGAAAUCAGCGCAAGCUUCGGUCGGCCCAAAAUACACCUUUCUACAGUCUCCAGCCGUGAUGAACGUCUCUGGGCUGUGGGUUGCGCGAGCGUACAGGGAGAUCCUAGCCGAUUCAGAUGUUGGCUCGGCCGAUAUGGGUCUUAUCCUGGUACAUGAUGACCUCGAAGAGGACCUGGGCGUUGUCAAGAUUCGCAAGUGGGAAAGGAGUCACCGUGGACACAAUGGCGUUAAGAGCGUCAAUGCAAGCUUGCGUCGAGCCGAUUAUCAAGGCUCUCUCUGGGCCAGAAUCUCUGUUGGAAUUGGUCGGCCAGCCGACCGAGACCAGAGAAGCGUAUCUGACUACGUGCUCCGUCCCAUGAGCCAACAUCAAAAGAUGGUUCUCGCUGAGAAGGCCGGUCCAGGUGUCGUGGCUGCUCUGAUGGAGCUGGAGAGCCAGUGGCAGAAGGAUACUGUACAAGCGGCUGCAAAAGAGUCUGCUUGA
Phaeoacremonium minimum UCRPA7 is the source of this 630-nucleotide messenger RNA. RefSeq names its product putative peptidyl-trna hydrolase protein. The record is from RefSeq and is a predicted model, not a curated record. Lineage: Eukaryota; Fungi; Ascomycota; Sordariomycetes; Togniniales; Togniniaceae. The transcript has a single exon. Gene Ontology annotation, molecular function: peptidyl-tRNA hydrolase activity. The coding region runs from base 1 to 630 and encodes 209 amino acids.